AAGUUUAGAAAGAGUGUGUGAGGGGAGCAUUCAGAGAGCCCCGUCCCAUGAGGGAAGAAGAAGCAUAGGGGGGAAGGUGUAUUUAUUUAUUCAGCCUUUUUUACUCUCACACAACCCUUCAUUUUCAUCAACUAUUUUUUUUCUCUGAUGUGGAUUACUUGGAGCUGACUCGCCAGGAUUAAAAAAAAGGAUAUUGUGUUUUUACUGAAAGCUAUGGUGGCUUACGAUGAACUGGGUAGCUUGGUGCCUAUCAAACGGACUUUGCAAGUGAUAGACAACCAGAACCAAGCCAACAAAGAGUCAGAGGAACCCAGCAACAAGCGUGUCCGUCCUCUCGGCAGGGUGACGUCGCUAGCCAACCUCAUCUCUCCGGUGAAGAAUGGGGCCGUCCGGCGCUUCGGCCAAACCAUCCAGGCCUCCUUCCGGGGCGAUGGCAAGUCGCCGGGCGUGCCCCAGAAGCCUUGCAGCAAGGCGGCGGCCCCCACACCGCCCAAAAGGAGGAACAGCACGUUGUGGUCGGAGACUCUAGACAUCCACCAGAAAGGGACUUUCUCCACCAAAGAGAUCAAGCGGCAGGAGGCCAUAUUUGAGCUGUCUCGUGGAGAACAGGAUCUGAUCGAGGACCUCCAGCUCGCACGCAAGGCGUACCAUGACCCAAUGCUGAAGCUCUCCAUUAUGUCAGAGGAGGAGCUUACUCACAUAUUUGGAAACCUGGACGCCUACAUCCCUCUACAUGAAGACCUCCUUGCGCAGCUCUCAAAAGCCACAGGGCCAGAUGGGACCGUGGGCCAGAUCGGACAGAUUGUCGUAAGCUGGCUGCCAAGGCUUAACGCCUACAAGGACUACUGCAGCAACCAGCUGGCAGCUAAGGCACUGCUGGACCAGAAGAAGCUGGACCCACGGGUGCAGGACUUCCUGCAGCGCUGCCUCGAGUCGCCCUUCAGCCGGAAGCUGGACCUGUGGAGCUUCCUGGACAUCCCACGCUCUCGCCUGGUCAAGUACCCAUUGCUGCUCAAAGAGAUCCUGAAACACACUCCACCAGAGCACCCAGACUCCGCCAGCCUGGAGGAAGCGAUCACUGUCAUCCAGGGCGUGCUGUCUGACAUCAACAUGAAAAAGGGAGAGUCUGAGUGCCAGUACUACAUUGACAAGUUGGAGUAUCUGGACGACAGGCAGAGGGACCCUCGCAUCGAGCAGUGCAAGAGUCUGCUGUGUCACGGGGAGCUACGCAACAAGAGCGGCACGAAGCUGCACGUGUUUCUGUUCACUGAGCUGCUGGUUCUGACCCGCCCCGUCACCAGGAAUGAGCGCCACUGUUUCCAGGUUUACCGGCAGCCGAUCCCAGUGCAGGACCUCGUGCUUGAGGACCUGCAGGAUGGAGACGUCAGAAUGGGCGGCUCCUUCAGAGGUGCUUUCAGCAACGCAGACAAAGCCAAGAACAUUUUCCGCGUGCGCUCCCAUGACCCGAGCCAGGCACAGUCCCACACACUGCAGGUCAACGACGUUUUCCACAAGCAGCAGUGGCUCAACUGCCUUCGCAGCGCCAUCUCCGUCCACCGGCCCCUCAGCGAGCCCUCCACGCCCUCCCCACCUGCAAGCGACGCCCGCUCCAAGCGCCGUCCUUCCUCUGUCUCCGCCAUCGUCCACAUGGAGGAAGCAGAUGAGAACUGCCCACAGCCGACCUCUCAGUCCGCCCCCAGCUCGCCGUGCAACAGCACAACCCCCAGCCCCACCACGACGUCCCCUUCAUCCCGUUCCUCCUCAUCCUCUUUGUCAACGACAUCAUCUUCUUCAUCGACGUCGCCGCUCUCCUCACCCACAGUACACAAAACCAAAAAGGACAAGAAGUCUCUGUGUUCUUUAGGGAAGAGAAAAGAGACUAUGGUGUGAACUGAGGUGAAAGGAGAAAAUGGACUCCUGGGCGGACAUUGUUUUGUACAGAAGUGUUAAAAAACACAACGUGGAGAAGCGUGGGACUUGUAUUUAUGUGUGUCUGCGUGCGUGCGUAUUAUUACAACAGUGUUCUGUGUUACUGUCCUCUUCGGCAGCUAUUUACCUUACCCCUCCAUCCAAGUGCACCCCACAGAGACACAGUAUUCUGGAGAAAAGUGCACGGCUUCCACCAGCUCUAAAAAGGGAAGCAUAACGAGAGGCAAACACACAUUUCACACACAAAUCUGUGUGAAAUGAGUUUGUUGAUUUCUUGAAGAUCGAGGUGGUGCAUUCAAUCCUGUUUACUAUUAAUUGUGAUAUUUAAACAUUAUUUUAGACCUUACGGAGGGGCUAAUGAAAGAUUUACAUUUUUAUAUUCUAAAAUUUAUUGUAGUAUUUUUUUAGGUAUCAUAAAGCAGCACUGUUUUAGCUUUUAGGUGAAUUUGAGCAUGUUUAGCAGACAAGUAAGGAAAAGAAUCUCCAAAAAAGAGUGAGAUGUACUACACAAAGCUUAAAAUGUUCUGUACAAGUCUGAUUUUUAGAUUAAUCAGAACACACGUCUUAUUUUUAUACAUUCCUUUAAUGACGGAUGUUAGAAUCGGGACAC
Molecule: messenger RNA, 2539 nt
Organism: Morone saxatilis (striped sea-bass)
Lineage: Eukaryota; Metazoa; Chordata; Actinopteri; Moronidae
Gene: net1
Product: neuroepithelial cell transforming 1
Exons: 9
Coding region: 214-1890 (558 amino acids)
Biological process (GO): positive regulation of Rho protein signal transduction; intracellular signal transduction
Molecular function (GO): guanyl-nucleotide exchange factor activity
Source: RefSeq, a predicted model, not a curated record